AAGAUGGAAAAGAAGCCCAACAAGAAAGAAGAACUGAACAUAGUGAACAAUGUUCUGAAGCUCGCAACUAAACUCAUGAAAGAGUUGGACAUCCCCUUCCGGCUGCUGGGUCUGACGGUGAACCCCCUGGUGUACAACAUCACCCGGGUGGUCAUCCUGUCAGCCCUGUCCGCCGUGGUCAGCGACCUGCUGGGCUUCAAUAUCAGGCUGUGGAAGAUCAAGCCUUGAUGGGAACGUGCCAAACCAAACCACUGAGUGUUGGACACUGGAAAACUGGACCAGCCCCUGAUGCCUGUCCAGACGGGGCCAGCCGACCUUUGACCUUUUGGCCUGUCUGUUCUGAGAGUGUGCGUACCUACUGACCCUCCACCCUUGCUUCUCCGUAGCUUCCCUGGCCCCUCGGAGCACCAGAUCUCCCUGGACCACCGCUCGCUUCGGCCCCUCUGUGACAAAUCCCUUCUCCCUGUCCCUGGAUGCUGCUAGCUCUCCCUGGACACUCUGUUAGCUGUCCCUGAUGGAUGUCCUGGACAACGCUGGCUGUCCCUGUUAUCUCUUGUUGGGAUGGAUGCUACUCGGGUUGCCAUGACUACCGUACCUCGGUGUCCCCUUCGUCCCUAGCAUGUCACAGCAGCCGCUGGCUGGCCAGACCAGCGCCAAGACGCCUGAACAUCACUCUUACCAGUCUUCCUUCUCUGGCUUCUCGUCUGUCAAACUAGUUGCCAAUGGGUGCCUUUCCCCAAAAAAUGGGUUGUGUGAUUGUUUGGUUAAGACAAAUGAAUGUGUUCUAGAUCCAAAAUAGGCGGUGGUGGUGGAAUUCUGCAGUGGCAUAUUACC
Osmerus eperlanus (European smelt) is the source of this 834-nucleotide messenger RNA. RefSeq names its product protein PHTF1-like. The record is from RefSeq and is a predicted model, not a curated record. NCBI's taxonomy places the organism in Eukaryota, Metazoa, Chordata, Actinopteri, Osmeriformes, Osmeridae. Gene Ontology annotation, cellular component: endoplasmic reticulum. The coding region runs from base 4 to 228 and encodes 74 amino acids. The transcript has 3 exons.